Molecule: messenger RNA, 1674 nt
Organism: Eimeria mitis
Lineage: Eukaryota; Apicomplexa; Conoidasida; Eucoccidiorida; Eimeriidae
Exons: 6
Coding region: 1-1674 (557 amino acids)
Source: RefSeq, a predicted model, not a curated record
AUGGCGUUGCGUUUGCUGCAGAAGCUAAACAGCAACGUGAAGGGCCGUCUGGGGCUGAUUGAGGCCCGGCUGCAGGCAGACACGCUGCUGUGCCGCAUGCAUUCUGUUUUGUCUCCGUUGCUGCCGGAGCCAGCAGCAGCAGCAGCAGCAGCAGCAGCAGCAGCAGCAGCAGGGGGGGGAGGAGGGGGAGAAGGGGCAGCUGGAAGCAGCAGCGAGCUGCUGCUGCAGCAGCAACAAAUUAUAUAUAUCGAUGAUGCUGCUGCAGCAAAGCUGCAGCACAUUGCUCACCAGCUGCUGCUGCUGUGUAAGCAGCUGCAGCGGCAGCAUGCGCAGCAGAUAGCUGCUGACCAGCAGCAGCAACAGCAGCAGCAGCAGCAGCAGCAGCAGCAGCGGAAUACAGCAGCAGCAGCAGCAGCAGCAGCAGCAAAACAGCAGCAGCAGCAGCAGCAGCAGCAGCAGCAGCAGCGGAAUACAGCAGCAGCAGCAGCAGCAGCAGCAGCAAAAGCAGGGCCACUAACACCAGUUGCUUCCAACCAGCAGAGCAUCGAGCUGCUGUGCAGCAUGCUGCUGCUGCGUUCUCCUGCUGCAGCAGCAAACAGCAGCAGCAGCAGCAGCAGAAGCAGCAGCAGCAGCAGCAGCAGCAGGGAGACAGCAUCACCUGCUGUAGAAGAAGCUAUACAGACAGCCCUUGAGCUGCUGCUGCUGCUGUGCGAGCCGCCGCCGCUGCUGCGCACAAUCAUAGAGCAGCAGCAGCAAAGCAGCAGCAGCAGCAGCAGCAAGGAGACAGCAUCACCUGCUGUAGAAGAAGCUAUACAGACAGCGCUUGAGCUGCUGCUGCUGCUGUGCGAGCCGCCGCCGCUGCUGCGCACAAUCAUAGAGCAGCAGCAGCAGCAGCAGCAGCAGCAGCAGGAAGCUCUGCUGCCUGCUGCAGGGGCAGCAGCGCAGAAUCCUGCAGCAGCAGCAGCAGCAGCUGCUGCUGCUGCAUCGACACCAGCAGAUAGCAGCAGCAGCAGCAGCAGCAGCAGCAACGGAACUACUGGAGGAGACAGCACUACUAGCAGACUGCUGCGGCUGGAAGCUGCUGCUGCUGCUGCUGCUGCUGCUGGUUUGCCUGCAGGUGCAGCAGCAGCUGCUGCUUUUGCUUCAUCGGAGAAGCAAACAGCAGCAGCAGCAGCAGCAGCAGCAGCAGCAGCACAUCUGCAGCUGCUGCGGCGUGUCUGCUGCAGCACAGGUGGAGGCGAAGCCCUUGUCUUGCUGCUGCAGCUCAGCAGCUGCGGGCUGCAGCUAGACUGUUUGCUGCUGCUGGGCGAAGCCCUUGUCUUGCUGCUGCAGCUCAGCAGCUGCGGGCUGCAGCUAGACUGUUUGCUGCUGCUGCAGCGGUUGCUGCUGUAUAGCAGCAGCCUGGAGGAGUAUGAACAGCAGCAGCAACAGCAGCAGCAGCAGCAGCAGCAGCAGCAGCAGCAGCAGCAGCAGCAGCAGCGAGCAGCAGGAAGCGUAGCAGCAGCAGUUGCUGCUGCUUGCUCACAAGGGGGCUGCUGCAUGCAACAAAUAACAACAGCACUAGCAGCAGAAGGAGCAGCAGCAGAAGCACUAAAGGUGCAGGCGCUGCAGCUGCUGCAGCUGCUGCUGCUGCUGUCUCCUCCUAUGCGUACUGCAUGUACUAUACAGGUUUAG